Molecule: messenger RNA, 1176 nt
Organism: Talpa occidentalis (Iberian mole)
Lineage: Eukaryota; Metazoa; Chordata; Mammalia; Eulipotyphla; Talpidae
Product: T-cell surface glycoprotein CD1e, membrane-associated-like
Exons: 6
Biological process (GO): antigen processing and presentation, endogenous lipid antigen via MHC class Ib; immune response; antigen processing and presentation, exogenous lipid antigen via MHC class Ib
Cellular component (GO): external side of plasma membrane
Molecular function (GO): endogenous lipid antigen binding; exogenous lipid antigen binding; lipopeptide binding
Source: RefSeq, a predicted model, not a curated record
AUGCUGCUCCUGCUGCCCCUGCUCUUCAGGGGACUCCUCUGCCAUGGGGCAAGCCAGGGGGCUCCCCAGGUUCCAGGACCCCACACUCCAGCAGUGGAAAAGCCCCCCUCUUUCCGCAUGCUCCAGACCUCCUUCUUUGCCAACCACAGCUGGGCGCAGAGCCAGGGGUCAGGUUGGCUGGGUGACCUGCAGACUCAUGCCUGGGAUGACACCUUGAGGACCAUCCGCUUUCUGUGGCCCUGGUCCCGGGGCAAUGACAGCGAGAAGGAGCUGCAUGACUUCCAGGCACUUCUGCAGUUGUACUUCCACGGUUUCCCCCGGGAAGUGCGGGCCUAUGCCAGUCAGUUCUAGUUUGAAUACCCCUUUGAGCUCCAGAUAUCCCUGGGUUGUAGACUGCAUCCUGGGGAGGCCUCAGAAAGCUUUUUAAAUGGAGCGUAUAGAGGAUCAGAUCUCCUGAGUUUCCAAGGAGACUCCUGGCAGCCUUCUCCAGGAGCAGGCAGCCGGGCCCAGAAUGUCUGUCAGGUGCUCAGUCGCUACCGAGAAGUUAAAGAAAUAGUGCAGAACAUUCUCAGAAAGUCCUGCCCCAGGUUUCUGGUCAGCCUCCUUGAAGCAGGAAAGUCAGAAUUGGAGCGCCAAGAGAAGCCCGAGGCCUGGCUGUCUAAAGGCCCCAGUCCUGGGCCGGGCCGUCUGCGACUCGUGUGCCAUGUCUCUGGCUUCCUCCCGAAGGCCGUGUGGGUGAUGUGGAUGCGGGGAGAGCAGGAGGAGCGGGGCACUCAGCGAGGUGACGUCCUGCCCAACGCCGAUGGCACGUGGUACCUCCGCGCUACCCUGGAUGUGGCAUCGGGGGAGGCGGCCGGCCUGGCUUGCAGAGUGAGGCACAGCAGCCUCGGCGGCCGGGACAUCGUCCUCCCCUGGGGUGGAUACUCCAUCUUCCUGAUACUGAUCUAUUUGACUGUAAUAGUCACCCUGGUCUUGGUUGUAGUUGGCUCAUGUUUUAAAAAACAGAGCUCCCAGCAGAACGUCUUCUCUUCCCAUGCACUCAGCCCUGCCUUUCCCACAGGGGCCAGUACCCAGGGCCCCAGGAGUGCAGGUUACCAGCUCUACUGGGGACAGAUAUUGUGGAUUAAAAACAUAUUCUUGAUGAAAUGGAAAACGAGCCUAAAACAACUUUGGUAA